Cryphonectria parasitica EP155 is the source of this 1305-nucleotide messenger RNA. RefSeq lists its product as uncharacterized. The transcript is spliced from 4 exons. The record is from RefSeq and is a predicted model, not a curated record. The coding region runs from base 1 to 1305 and encodes 434 amino acids. Lineage: Eukaryota; Fungi; Ascomycota; Sordariomycetes; Diaporthales; Cryphonectriaceae.
AUGAUUCUCAGGGAUCUUCUCUUUCUCUCGCUUGUUGCCUCGGGUUCUUGGGUACAAGCCAACACGGUGGUUGUCGCAACAAACUCUGGGGAGGCUUUGGCUGACAUCGCUCUGGCUUUCAUUUAUGAGCUCCCUAACGCUCCUUUGGCCCUCAGUGGUGGAUCGUUCGACGGGGCUGCUAACAGUUCAGGCGCCUUUACAAAUGGACCGUGGAACAUGACGGGCGGUGCACUCCUCACAACAGGUUUAGUGAUAGACGCGACCUUGCACGGUAAUCAGUCAACAAACAACAACUUCAAUGGAUCAGAGCAAUGUGGAAGUGACUCUUUUGAUGCCUCCACUCUCGCCAUGAGUGUUGUAGUUGGAGAAGGAUAUUCGGGUCUGACAGCCACGUUGGCAUUUGUAUCCAAUGAUCCACGAGACGUUAUGGUCGUUCUCGUGGAUGACAUUCCAAUUGCAAAACUCAACUUAUGCGAUUGUGGAGAUUCCCUCGAACUUGACGCAUCGACACCGCAAACAAGCACAGGAUAUCUGGAAGGACCGACCAUCGACUAUGAUGAUUCUCUAGAUCUGUCAGACACAGUCCCCUUCUUCGUCAUCAACCUCUUCGCCCUCAUCAACUUCUACAGGGAGUCAGAGGGUGUUAUCAAGUUCAUCGCUGCGUAUUUCAACCAAGAUCUACUCGACCGGGUCCAGCUCCGUGUCAACUUUUAUGACAACAAGGAGUAUGCAUUCGAGCAGCACAAUACCUACGAAGAUACCCUCCGCCGGCCGAUUAUCAUCAGAUACCACAAGACCAAGCUCGCAGUCCAGCUUCUUGUCGUCUAUUUAUAUUCACGCUUCAUCUACAACACUGAGUGCGAACGUCUUGCGAUCGACGUCCAUCCAUCCUCUGACCUCGGCACCAAUUUCAUCUUCCUCCCCAAGAAGCAUGUCGUGGAGCCUAUCCGCAACAUCCAGCGCAAUUUCGACCGCGACAGACCUUGGAGUCUCUUUCACAAGUAUAACUCCGUCAUCACUAUCUUCUGCAUCCACAAUACCAUCAGCAGCCUCCACGACCGUACCCCCUCACAGCUCACAAUUGAGCAUAGGUUCUCGCCCACAGCCGAACGGAACUCCGACCUUCUCUACAGACAAUCUAAUUGGGCAGUCUUCAAUAAUGUCUAUUACUUCGUCAUCUAUCAGCAUUCCGGACGAUAUGACCGUCUCAAAUCCGAGUCAGACACUGUCGGCACCAUACAGCUUGUCAUCCGCGACCUCGUCUGUUUCCUCAGACCAGAGUGCCUCGACACCGGGAUCCGGUAG